Nothobranchius furzeri (turquoise killifish) is the source of this 7007-nucleotide messenger RNA. RefSeq names its product family with sequence similarity 78 member Ab (gene fam78ab). The record is from RefSeq and is a predicted model, not a curated record. NCBI's taxonomy places the organism in Eukaryota, Metazoa, Chordata, Actinopteri, Cyprinodontiformes, Nothobranchiidae.
CCGGCUGAUCGACGCGUAGCGGGGUGAACCUGCUGCCGUUGCCAUGGGACGACGACGAACUGACAGCUCGUGCAGAAAUGUCGGCUGAGUUGCAUCCUGAGCUCGCGCGAGCCAUGUGACACUUGGCGUUUCCUCCGAACCAGACGCGUUUUUUCUUUAUUUUUUCUUUUUAUUUCGGACAUUUCUUUUUUUUAAUUCCCUUUUACAUUUAGCCCUAGAAUGGAUUCGGAGGAACGGGCGCAAAAGUUGAUCCCGGCGGUGUCGUUUGGAUGUCCCUGAACUCCAGAUGGAAAGCUGACUUCUGCUGCAGGCUGGGGGAAUAACGGAAUUACCUCUCGGACCGAAGAGCUGUGCAGCCCGUUGCUGGCUCGGAAUAUCUCUGGUAGCCUACUCCUCUCUGAAGACACCGGAGACUUUCCAGUUUAAUGUUUUAUAGGUAGACCCCUAUUUAAAAAUGUUUUUUGCAAACUAUUUUAUAUAAAAAUAGAACGUAAUUUUCUCAAUCCACAUCUACUCAUAUGAAUGACCAUUUUCAUUCUACGGAAAGGCUGAUUGAAUUAACGGACAUAGGAAAUCCGAUCUCCACCUCGGAGCAGCCACCAGUCCUUAUAAUACCGUUACAGCAUUUGUAAUCAUGAUUCAUGUCACCAUCUGGACACAGAGCGGCUCUCAUCAGUCCAGGGAUUAGUUUAUAGUGACACAAAGAUCAUAGAAAGGGAAAUCUGACACCGUCGUGUAAUUGACAACUUUUGUUAAUUAUUUAGCACCAAAUUUCUCUGAAGAGGAUCUUUCCUGCAGGUUGCCACAUGUUGCCAAAGUGACAUCUCUGUAAAAUGACAGCAUGAACGCACCCCUUCACAUAAGAAAGUUGUGACGCUUGGCUGGUGGAGUCACUUUUACGCACCGGAAAAGAAUGCGCUCUGCAGAUAUGGGGACCUUUUAGAGAUUUCUUCUUCAUGGAUCAAAGACGCAUGGCUUUUUUGUUCUUCCUCACAGAGACGCCCUGCUGUGUGAUUGCGUUUUGAUUUUGUAAAACUUUGAAGAGAUCGUGUGGGUCCAAAUGUGAUGAUCCUUCUUUGGUGUUUCCAUGCGUCUUUCUUUUCCUCCUCCAGACCACUGGACGGUGUUGUGGAUUGUGUUGCAGUUGCAUGCGAUGGGCUGCAUCCAGAGCAUCAGGUGUAAGCCCAAGAGUUUCCGAGACAGUAUCACCGUCCUGGAUCUGAGCUCGUCCAUCGACUCCAGCCCCACCAUCAUCGACGAGACGUCCAGCGUGGUCCUGCGCUACCGGACGCCGCACUUCCGUGCUAAUGCGCGCGUCGAGGUGCCGCCUAUUGCGACCAAAGAGACCUGGACCAUCGGCUGGAUCCAAGCGUGCAACCACAUGGAGUUCUACAACACAUACGGGGACAGAGGGAUGUCAAGCUGGGAGCUCCCUGACCUGCGGGAUGGAAAGAUCCUGGCCAUCAGCGACUCAGACGGCGUUAACUACCCAUGGUACGGCAACACCACAGAGACCUUCACGGUGGUAGGGCCCACCAAGAGGGAGAGCAAGUUUACUGUUAGCAUGAAUGACAAUUUUUACCCCAGCGUGACCUGGGGAGUCCCAGUCAGCGACAGCAACGUGCCUCUGCUUAGCAGCAUCCACCGUGACCAGAGUUUUACUACCUGGCUGGUUGCCAUUAACCAGGCCACCUCAGAGACAGUCGUCCUGCAGACGGUCUGCUGGAGGAUGCGUCUUCACAUUGAAGUGGACUCACAGAAGCCACUGGGCCAAAGGGCUGUCUUAAAAGAGCCCGUGGCCCAGGAUCAACCUCAAAAACUGUGCAAGAACGAGCUUAUACCUCCCAACGCCAUGGUCAAGCCCAACGCCAAUGAUGCCCAGGUGCUUAUGUGGCGGCCAAAGAAAGGUGACCCUGUGGUGGUCAUCCCACCCAAAUACUCACCUGUCCCACAGACCAGACUGACCUCUGAUACCUGAUCAGUAUCUGUUCAUUUGUGUUUUUUCCCACUUUCCACCAGCUUUUAGCGCUUUAAACCAUAUGUGAUAUUUAUUCACCCUUUUUGCCACCUCUACAUUUUACUCCACAUUAGGAAAAAAAAAACACUGACAGGAAUCUAAAUGAGCCAGCUGUUGCUUCAAAAACAGGGCUUAGAACUGAAGCGAAGUCCCUUGCAACCAUUCUACCUUCAGUUGUUGGUCGGGCCUCGGUGUGCUAAAAGCUAAACGGAAACAGAAAAGUGUUUUCAUUUGAGCGUGGGAGAGUUUUGAACAAUGUACCGUGCAUGACCGUGUCUGCACAGAUGCUGCACAGACUGUGUGUACAAUUACCUGAGGUAUCUUUUUAUUUAUUUAUGAGCUGGGAGAGAGUGCAUUUACUUCUGUUUGUAUGUUUCCGAGUUAUUCACAAAACAGACUGCUACGCGGAUGUAGCAGGUUUUAGUACUUUUUACCAACAUGCAAUGACAUUCGAUCCAUGCUGCCUUAAGUUUACAUUGCUUUCCACUGCAAGUGUUUUAGCCUUAAACAAAGUGCAAUGCAGUUUUUGGUCAUCCGUUCCGUUUCUUCCAGACUUGUUGGUGCUGGCGUGUGCGGGUUUAGGACAGGAAUGAUUGCACAGCAGAGCAAAUUGUUUUAAUUGUUUAUUUCUUUUUUUACAAGUCUGCUUUCUAGUAACCAGUGUUGGAGCAGUUACACAAUCAAACUAGCUAGCAGCGUUGGAAUUUCAAGUGCAUUAUGCAAUGGAUGAGAAGCUUCGCGUAGCUCGUUGUGAAAAAAUCAUCCGUAAUUUCCAUUACUCCAUCUCAGAGCCCGCCUCUUCUUUUAACCUGCUGUCUUCUAUUUUUUCAUCCAACAUCAACACCAAAAACAAACCCUAUUUUUUUUUUAUCGUGUCCAUCUAUCACCUCACAUCUUUAUCUUGAGCAGAAUUCCCCCUCCCGCUCCUCACUUCCUCCCCCUGCCUUCCCUUUCUCACUUUUCUUUCAUCGGAGGCUGAAAGGCAUAACAGGAAGAGCACGAGUUUAAUGCCGACUGCACGACCGGCAUGAAGAUGACCCACUUCUCUUUUCUUCACUGCCAGUCGUUGCUCCCUCUGCAAUGUGGGGCUUGUCUUCCUUUAUUUCACCGCCAGCGAAGGCGAUGCGGGACUACACAUGCAUGAGCAAACAGCUCCGGUCAGCUAAAUAUCAACGCCUGACAAUAAGAUGCAUGUCUAACUGGAAAUCUUAGAGAGAAAAUUAAAAGCAGAGAGAGAGAGAGGAGGAAAAUUGUUGGUCCUGUACACAGAUUUUUACUUUAAGAUGCUAGAAACAUCUCGGUGGUUUAUCUUUCCCCGUCUGUGCGCACGCGUGGCUUUCACCAAAGACAAUAUUUGCAUGCAAGUCUGGUCUGAUUCAGUUCACUGAGACCAUUCAGCUCUGGCUUCUCCACUGUUUAAACAUCUCCAUAAAGAUCAAUCCAGGGGCACAUCAGCCCUAGCCUGGUUGUGAUUUUGUUGCAUUGCUUCCUAUUUGUUUUGUAUGCCACUUAAAAUCAAUUAUUAAAAAAAAAAAGAUCAGUUCUCCUUAUUAUUCCACAAAAAUGCUGCCAAGAGCGAUCUUCACUUGGCUGUAAGUUGAGCGUAUCCAGAGACCACCGUUUUGUUAAUCCAGCAGAAUCAGCAACUUGAAAGGACAUUUUUAAAGAGCAAGUUCAUAGAGAAACCAGGUUUUUACUUGUUAUUGCUUAAAUACGAUCAGUCACAUACAGGCUGAGCAUGAAAAUAGUCUUCUACCCUUAUUGGCUGCGUUAGCCGGCAAUAGAAAAUAGACGAGGAAACGCUUGGAUUAGAAAAGCCACUCAGAUCUAUGCCACACUGUAAAUGAUCAUUUAUGGACUCAACCAUCUUGGCUUCCGACGGGAAAGGUUGUUGUUGGUUUAGCAUCCAGGAGAGAGAAGAUUGUGUCUUAGCUAGUAGAAGCUAACUGUUAGCAUUAACAACUCGCUUGUUUUAUUUUUGGAGAUGAAAUAUCAGCGUUGCAAAGCAAACAGAGGGAGCGGUAGAUUCAUGUUGCUGUUAGCCAAUCAGAGGCGAGAUGUCAGAAUAGCAUGAAUAUUAAUGAGCAAGACUUUAAUUCCUGCUGCCCCAACACCCGGCUAACUUCUAGUUCCUGAAACAGAAGCACCAAAGCUUUUUUUUUUUUUUUUUUUUUACCACAGAGCAAGACUCAUAAGGCCUUCCUUUACACUAGAGACCACUGCUGUAUUGAACAAAUGAAUGAAUGAGAGGUUUAAAAACUCAGUGCUUUUGGAGCAAUGUUUACUCUCUGUCCUGCUGAAAGUUGUGUAAAUAGAUUGAGACUUAUCACAGAUCAGUGGUAAAAACACGUAACUACAGCCAGUGGUUAGUUUAGACUUGAGCAAAGCCCCAACAUGAUCUAAAACCAUUAAAAAUUCAUCUACCAGUGCUUUUGAAGCUCGUUAGUUAAGGUGUUUUAUCUCAUUCGCCUCCGAAUGCUUAUUUAAAAUUUCACUGCAAUCGAUCCCCUGAACUCUAAAUGGGCACUAGCACAGAUAAAGGUCUUCAAAGGCUCUGUGGAGUGGUGCACUAACAGUGGAAUGACAUUAUUUGAACCAUAACUGACAGAUCAGAUCCAUCCUUAAUGUAAAACGGACAUCAGGGCUGGUACUGGAGCUGUACUCGAAACUGCCUCUGUCCCAGGGCUGAGUCACAGGGCGUCGUGGUAAAAGGGUGACAGGAACAAAGAGGCUACUGGGGACCGAUGUCAUAAUUAGACAUAUGCUGACACACUCUUUUGAUGCCCUACAUGGACUGAGCCAUGCUGAACCGGGCUAGAAGGCAGGGGUUUAAAGAUGCAGUGGGCCUGUGUGUGUGUGCGUGUGCGUGUGUGUGUGUGUGUGUGUGUGUGUGUGUGUGUGUGUGUGUGUGUGUGUGUGUGUGUGUGUGUGCGCGUGUGCGUGUGUGUGUGUGCGUGUGCGUGUGUGUGUGUGUGUGAGGAAGGUGAAGACAAAUACAAUCAGCUCAGACACCAACAACUAUAACUAAUGCCAACAUGUCCUAGGAGCAACUUGGAUGCUGGCCAGGAGUUAUUUCAUUUUGCAAGUUUCUUUGUGAAAGGCUGCAUAACGUUGCUGCACUUGUUGGGAACUCUGUGACCUUUGACCCAGCACUGUCGUGAGGCUGUCCUAUAAUACCCUGCCAGUUGAUACUGACAAUACUCAAGCGGGACAUGAUGGAAUUAAAUCGCAAAACUCUCACUUUUGUACAUUUAAAUUCCAGUGAAGACAUUUUGGCAGGAUGUGUGCUGCUGUCUGACUCUACACACACACACACACACACACACACACACACACACACACACACACACACACACACACACACACACACACACACACACACACACACGCACGUACGCAAGCAGACACAGUGUAGGGAAGGUUAUGUCCUUGUCAUAAAACCAGGAUGGAGUUCGCCCCUCACUAACACACACAUAAACCCCCCUGAGGGGAAAGGAGCGGGCCCGGCGUGGUAUCUGAUUGUCACAGCGGUGUCACAUUGGCAAUGUGGACUCAUUUAUCAGGCCUGCACGUGGACCAGCUGAACACAUGCACUAACUACCAAAGCCAUAUGCACAAACACACCUGCUGAGUAAAAACCAGGAACUCACGUGCAUCUUUUGUUUUAUGAUGUAAGCGUAAAUACAUGGUAUGAGGUAACAUUCAUGUGCGUCUCACUCUGUGACGUCAGAGAUGCUUCCUGAAAGCCACAGAAAAAACAAACCUUUUAUUUUCUUUUUUUGUUUUUAAGUUUUGCCGCACAGAUGGCAAAACAUGCCCAUACUGGACAAAGCCAAAAGUAUGCAGAGAGAGAGAGAGACUCUGGUGGUUCUUAAAACUGGAAAAAUAAAUAAUUUCAAGGGGACAUAUUACGCAAAACUUACCUUUUGCAUCCUUUUGUGCUGCCAUGUGGGUCUCUUCUGUCUCUAUAAACACUCCAAAUGCAAACCUAGUAAUAAUAAUAAUAAUAAUAAAUAAAAAUAACUAUUUAUCAGUUUUCAGUCAGUGUUUGGUUUUAGGAAGUAUGUGCCUAAAACAUGUUUGUGAUGUCACAAACAGCAAAGUAGCAUAGAACCACCUCUCACAUGCAAGAAAGAGCUGCUGCUACAGGAUCCGAGGCACUAAGCUCCUCCCAGAUAUUGAAUCUUCUCAGCCUAUAGCAGUCUGAGUGGGGGAUGGGUGGGCAGCUUCAGCUUGUUUCCCUAAAGUGACAGAGCCCUGAAACAGCUCAUUCUGGAAGGUACUGAAAAUGUCAAGAAUAAAACUGCUGAAAUUGCUGUAUGUGAGAGGGAUUUAGUGCAAAGAACUUCACAAACAUGUUUGGAAUUGACCAUAGAGCUAUUACUACGUAAGAAAAAAGGUCACGAUGUGUCUCCUGUUUUCAGCUGGUUUGGAUUCAAUGUUUUAAAAUGCUUGUAAAAACAUGAUUUGCAGGUUUGUGCCAAGUAAACGGACGUCUCCUCUCCCAAACCCAAAUCCUUACAAUUCUUCAGAGGGCUGCUACCUUUUGCUUUACAAUCUUCAUGUUUUAUCUUCUUAAUGAUCCUCACUGAGACACAAGGAACGGCUCGGGAUCAACCUGGCCUUGUUUCCCAUCUUUUACUUGUAUUUCUAUGUUGAGAAAAAAAUGUCAUGGUCCCAUAUGUUUGUGCAUCUCGUUUUUCCUUCUCUGUCAGGAUUUUGGAUUGUUUAUUUUAAGAUGUAAGACCCCAAAUGUAGCAUAAGAAAUGACAUAAGUACUAAGUUUCAUCAUCUGCGUUGAAAUAGUUUGACAGGAAUGUGUGUUUUUGUUUUGUCCAGCUUAGAUACUUUUUUUUAUUAUACCAGUACUUGAAAAUGGGUUGGUUGCGGCAAGUGUUUGAAACUGUGAAAAUGCACAAUAUAGGGGUAAACAAGCCCUAAAUAUAUUUAAAAAAAACUUUUUUCACUAAGGAAUAAAGUGUUCAAGUGA